AUGGAACGUUUAUCCCUCAAUGAAAGCCCUGCCAAUGCACAGCAACAGAGAAACACCCCGCAGAACACACUUGGUCCUUCCGCUCCAAUGACCCAGUCUGGUCCGCCACAACUCCCCCCACAGAUGUUCACCACUGCCGCACAGCUACUGGAUUUGACAGAUAAGAAACUCGUUCUUGUCCUGCGCGAUGGGAGAAAGUUGAUCGGCGUGCUGCGAAGCUGGGACCAGUUCGCAAAUCUUGUUCUUCAGGAUACCAUCGAGCGCAUCUAUGCCGGAAACCUGUACGCCGAUGUUCCGCGCGGAAUCUUCCUCGUGCGCGGAGAGAAUGUCUUGUUGCUGGGUGAAGUGGACCUUGACCGCGAGGAUGAUGUCCCUACUACGAUAACGAAGGCUCCGUUCGAGCAAGUAUUCGAGCUCAAGAAACAGGAGGAUGACAAGCGCAAGACUGGCGAUAAGAAGCGAUACACUGAGCUCUCGGCUCUUGGAUUUGAGCCUGAGCACAGCGGCGAGAUUUUGUUCUAA
This is a messenger RNA of Penicillium macrosclerotiorum, 522 nucleotides long. Its product is annotated as U6 snRNA-associated Sm-like protein LSm1. Gene Ontology annotation, molecular function: RNA cap binding. Gene Ontology annotation, cellular component: P-body; Lsm1-7-Pat1 complex. The transcript is spliced from 4 exons. Bases 1 to 522 code for a protein of 173 amino acids. Gene Ontology annotation, biological process: deadenylation-dependent decapping of nuclear-transcribed mRNA. The record is from RefSeq and is a predicted model, not a curated record. Lineage: Eukaryota; Fungi; Ascomycota; Eurotiomycetes; Eurotiales; Aspergillaceae.